AUGCAUAAAUCAUGCCAGUUUCUUUGUAAGAAAUAUGUAGAAUAUAUUCAUAGUCUCCAGAAUGUGUAUAUUUUGGACAGACAAUUGGUAGAGUGUGUGGACAAUACAGAUUUGGUUUCACUGACCAAACAGAUAUCAGCUUACUCACAGAAAGGGAAACUUGAUGAUGCAAGAAAAGUAUUUGACAAAAUGGCCCAUCGAGACUCUGUUGCUUGGAAUGUAAUGAUCAGGGGUUAUGUUGAGAAUGGGAGGAUUAGAGAUGCUCGGGAGAUCUUUGACCGGAUGUAUGAAAGGAACACUGUUUCAUGGAAUUCCAUGAUCAUGGGUUAUGUACGGGAAAGAAAAAUGCAUGUUGCACUGAAGCUGUUUCUAAUGAUGCCUCUGAAAGAUAAAGAUAUCAUCAGCUGGACGACUAUAAUUUCAGGGUUUGCUCAGGAUUCGGAACUUGCCAAUGCAUGGCAACUUUUCAAGCAAAUGCCCGAACAUAAUCCAGUCUCCUGGUCAUCAAUCAUUUCAGGUUUUCAACAAAAUGGACUCGCAGCUGAAACUUUGAUCCUUUUCAAAGAGAUGUUGUCGGUUGGAACCCAACCCACUCCCCAUUCGUUUACCAGUGCUUUGGCUGCUUCUGCAGAUUUAGAAGCAUUGUCAAGAGGUCAGCAGCUCUAUGCUCAAGUACUUAAGAGAGGAUUUGGGAGCAAUACUCAUGUAGGGAACUCAGCUAUCUCUAUGUUUAUAAAAUCGGGAAGUUUGGAUAAUGCCAGGGGUGUUUUUCAUGGCAUGCCUCGACCAGACAUGGUCACAUGGAACUCAAUGAUUAUGGGAUAUGGGCAGCAUGGUUAUGGUCCAGAGGCUAUCAUGGUUUUCCAUCAGAUGCAGAAAGCAGGCUUUCAACCUGAUCGAAUCAGUUUCUUGGGUGUCCUUCAUGGAUGCAGUCACUGUGGACUUGUGGAAGAAGGAUGGCUAUAUUUUAACAGUAUGGAGAAGGAUCAUGAGGUCGCCCCAGAACCUGGGCACUAUGCUUGCAUGGUUGACAUCCUUGCACGUGCUGGGUUGCUCAAAGAGGCAGCUGAAAUGAUUGACAGGAUGCCUUUUGAGCCUGUUGCUAUCUUUUGGAGGACAUUGCUGAAUGGCUGUAGGAUCUUCAGGAAUUUGGAAUUGGGUGUUUAUGCAGCUGACCGGGUCUUGGAGCGUGAACCUGAUAAUACAGCCGCAUGCUUGAUGGCUAUGGAGAUGUAUGCGGCUGUUGGGCAAUGGACAGAGACUGUGAAAUUGAGGAGAUUGAUGAGGGAAAGAGAAGCAAAGAAGGAACAGGGAUGUAGUUGGAUUGAGAUAAAGGGGACGACACACUCGUUUACCACAAGGGAUGAAACUCACCUUGAGUCAGAUCUUAUAUAUAAGAUCCUUGACUUGCUAGCAUAUGACGUUGCUGGCUGUUGGAUUGAUUUUCUUGAAGAGCUGAAAAGUGGGUAUUGA
Messenger RNA from Magnolia sinica, 1473 nucleotides. RefSeq names its product pentatricopeptide repeat-containing protein At4g02750-like. The record is from RefSeq and is a predicted model, not a curated record. Gene Ontology annotation, molecular function: RNA binding; protein binding. The transcript has a single exon. Lineage: Eukaryota; Viridiplantae; Streptophyta; Magnoliopsida; Magnoliales; Magnoliaceae. Bases 1 to 1473 code for a protein of 490 amino acids. Gene Ontology annotation, biological process: RNA modification.